Pieris rapae (cabbage white) is the source of this 2877-nucleotide messenger RNA. It is a transcript of the gene Chk2, whose product is annotated as ovarian-specific serine/threonine-protein kinase Lok. The record is from RefSeq and is a predicted model, not a curated record. The transcript is spliced from 9 exons. Gene Ontology annotation, cellular component: nucleus; cytoplasm. Lineage: Eukaryota; Metazoa; Arthropoda; Insecta; Lepidoptera; Pieridae. Gene Ontology annotation, biological process: mitotic DNA damage checkpoint signaling; protein phosphorylation. Bases 204 to 1751 code for a protein of 515 amino acids. Gene Ontology annotation, molecular function: protein binding; ATP binding; protein serine/threonine kinase activity.
UUUAUAUUAUUUUUAUUUUAAAUUUAAUAUGGCUGAUGACCGUUGUCUUUCUUUGCCAUGCCGGUAGUUUUGUGUAUUUCGUGAGUAUAAAUAGCAAAAAGCUCUCAAAAUUUCAGGAACAAUAAUUAAACGAACACCUUGAGCUUUUAAUGUCUAUAACAUUAAAAUUGCUUUGGACUUGAAUUUGUUCAAAUUGAAGUAGCAUGGAAGCGGAAAUAAAUGAUAAUACGCAAACCCAAACUCAAACCCAGAAUUCUCAAGUAGAAUGGACCCAAUCAAACACUCCGACACCGAUACCUAAUAUCUGGGGAAGACUUUAUCUUUUGAAUUCAUGGAAAAAAGAAUGUAUCGUUAAUCUUGAUCCAUAUUAUGAUCUUACAGAACCCGAGUUUUCGGUUGGUCGAGCAUUAGAUUCUACCUUUCCAAUUAAAAAAGAUACUGCAAGAAUUGGUAUUAUUAAAAAUGUUAGCAAACGUCAUUUUAUUAUUAUGAGAGAUAGAUUAGAGACAUCAAGUCCAGCAGUCAUAACAGAUACAUCAUACAAUGGGACAUACAUAAAUGGUGUUUUAAUUGGAAAAGGGAAGAGCAGAGUUCUGGAUGACAAUGAUGUGAUAGCUAUCACUCAUCCUACAAUAAGUAUGUUCACUUUUAAAGAUCUACUUAAAAAUGAGCAAGACAAAGUACCUAAAGAAAUAGCUCAAAAGUAUUAUAUUUCAAGGGUACUUGGCCAAGGUGCAUGUGGUGUGGUCAAAUUAGUUUAUAACAAAUUGACUUGUUUGAAGUUUGCGAUGAAAGUUGUAAAGAAAGGCAAAUUGACAAAUGGACAGGUAAAUAAUUUAACAGACCCUGUCAAAGUUAUGAAUGAGGUGAACAUUUUGAAAGCUUUAAGGCAUCCUUGUGUGACAUCAGUGGAAGAAAUAUUUGACUCUCGUGACGCAGUGUAUAUAGUGUUAGAGCUGAUGCAGGGAGGGGAAUUGUUUGACCGUAUCACAAGAUAUGGGCGGCUGUCGGAGAGGCUAACCAAAUUCUACUUUAAACAAAUGGUGCUAGCUGUCCAAUACUUACACUCACAAGGCAUCACUCACAGAGACCUUAAACCUGAGAAUGUGCUACUUGAGAGUAAAGAGGACGAAAGCCUGGUUAAGAUAACGGACUUUGGUCUCAGCAAGUAUGUGGGGGAAGACAGCUUCAUGAAGACAAUGUGUGGGACACCAAUCUACCUUGCACCUGAAGUAUUACGAGCUAAUGGAGUGGGAUGCUAUGGACCAGAGGUGGAUGUAUGGUGUCUGGGUGUUAUAUUUUUUAUAUGUCUAGUGGGUUAUUUGCCCUUCUCCCCGGAGUACAAAGAGCUCCCCUUGAGCGAGCAAAUACUCUCAGGCCGCUAUCGGUACUCGUCCAGUUGCUGGCGUGACGUCAGUCUUCAAGCCAAGCUUCUGAUGAAGAGAAUGCUCACCGUAAAUGUACGAAGGCGUAUCUCGCUUGAGCAGAUAUUAAAGCACCCAUGGAUGCAGGAUGACGAUAUCAACCUAAAGAUAAACGUUUUGCUUUCGCAACAUCAAUUAAAAAAUGGAAACAAAGAGAAUGAUGAGGAGAAAUCCGACGUAGUUGUCGUCCGCCUAGUAGCAGCUAAUAAAAGACCACUCAGUGACUCAUCAAAUACGGCUGAGCCGAUUGCCAAAAAGGUUAGAGUUGGGAGAAAAGACGAAAAUGAUGACACUAGUUCAGCCACUAGCUGCUAUUCAGACGAGUGACUUAUUAUGACAAUCAAUGUCAAUGUCCAAAUGACUGACAGAUGUAACUGUCAAAUAAAUAACAAUGACUGGUUCAUUUCAAACAACAUUCUAAUUGCCAUUUCCACAAAUAUUUCAAGUAAUGUUAUAGCAUUAUUAUUUUGUUAGCAACAAUAAAUGACACUGGGUCCAUAAGCGAGUUUUUCAGUUUGAUUUUGAAAAAUUAUAUGAGCACAAGUUUUGCUUGGCUUUUGUCAUUUCUUUUAUAUCGCUUAAACUGUUUUAAUGAUUCUUUGAAUAUGAGUUGCAUAGUUGGAUUAUGUUUAUAACUGCUCAAGUAAAUAUUAAGAUAUUUAAUUUUAAUUGUUGUUAAAUCUAUGGAAGGUGCAGCUUUUAAUAUUGUCAUUAUUAUAUUAAAAAUAUUUUUUAAACUUUUAGGUAGUUAUAAACUUGGCAGAAUAUGUUAGCCUUUUCAAAUUCAACAUAUUUCGUUUGAAGGUCUCAUUAAAAGACAAUGACGAAAAAAAAAUUACCUUUUUACAUAGACUUAAAUCUAAAUUGUAACAGUAUUAAAAAAAUCCCACCUAUAUUUAAAUAAUCCAGUUUAAUGAUACUUGUUACUGUUAUUUUUUUUAGAUUUAGUGAUUGAUGCCUUGUUAAUAUUUCUUGAUCUGUUCUGUUAAGAUGAGUCCGGGGUUUGAACCCAAAGACAUGUUUGACAACACACUGUCUCAUGCAGUUGAGAAAUAUGAAUGUUAUGUUUUAGGUUUGUUUUUAAUGAUGUUAAGUUCCUGUGAAUGUUUCCAUUUUGAUUGUUAUUUUAAAUUUAAGUUUUAACUACCUCGUGAUAUUACCAAUGAUAUCAUAGAAGUUACACCAAAAUUAUGGUUUAUGUUUGUUACUUAGCUAUAGAUUUGGUCAUUUUUGUACUUGGAUUUUGUAUUAAACUAGUUGCAUAGUUAUCUUUUAACUAUAUUUGUGACAACAUUGAUAACUGUUUGUAAUUGUUUCCAUAUGGAACAUAAUAAAACGGGUUAAAAAUUAUUUUAGUUGAAUGUUUUAAAAUUUAAAUUUGAUUUAAACAUUACAAAGUACAUAAUUAUUUAAGUGAAUUAUUGAAAAGUUUUGUGCCAUAAAUUGAUUUUUA